GCCAGUCACUCUGCCCUGUAAUGAUUGAUGCUGCCGUUUAUACAUCUCCGUUGAACCGCAGGCUACAUCGCACGACUGUCAUGGUUAUUUUAGCGGAUAUGUACCGAAAUAUUUUCCUUCGCUGAUUCAGCUAACACACACGAGCCUCUUCGUAUGCUGACAAGGCUCGCAACCAGCUGUGCGACGCGGCGCUGCCUCCCGGUUGAACGGCGGCAGGACGAUGGCACUGCGUUGGACGGUCUCUCUGUAUUUGUCCUCGGUGGUCUAUUAAGAUUUUAAUUAGCCGAUAACACACGGUUGACGUUAACGACGGACUGAUGGUGGGAGCGACGUUAAACUCACCGCUCUGAUUAUGGCAAAGGAGUCCAGGUUUGAAGACCUCUGAUCAUAUUGGCGCCACGGCCAGCCAGGUGGCCAAUCAGGUGACAGCCAGGCUCACUGAGGAGGGAGACCCUCUGACCACACCCACACUGCUUCACCCAUCCCUCGCCAUCGUCACCGUCAUGUCGAUACCCAGUGGCAGCCCAGAAAGAGAGAGCUCUGGUGGGGCUCCCCCUCAGCUAGAGUGCCCUUCUUCCCCUCCCGGCAUGGACCCAGAUCCCCCAUCAACGGGCAGCCCAGUGCUCAGCCCAGACUCAUCCUCCCAUGAUGCAGUGCUGUCAGCACCGGCAGCCUCCCCGGCAGACUCUGAGAACCUAAGUCCUGAUGAACUGGAGCUGCUGGCCAAACUGGAGGAGCAGAACAGGUUGCUGGAGGCCGAUUCCAAAUCCAUGCGGUCGAUGAGCGGUUCACGGCGCAACAGUGGCUCCUCGCUGGUGUCCAGCUCCUCGGCCUCCUCCAACCUGUCGCACCUGGAGGAGGACACCUGGAUCCUGUGGGGCCGCAUCGUCAACGAGUGGGAGGAGUGGAGACGCAAGAAGGACAAGCUCCUGAAGGAGUUGAUCAGGAAGGGCAUCCCACACCAUUUCCGGGCAAUCGUCUGGCAGCUGUUGGGCAACGCCACUGACAUGCCGGUGAAGAACCAGUACUCCGAGCUGCUAAAGAUGUCGUCCCCCUGUGAGAAGCUCAUCCGCAGAGACAUCGCCCGCACCUACCCCGAGCACGAGUUCUUCAAAGGCCAGGACAGCCUGGGGCAGGAAGUCCUCUUCAACGUCAUGAAGGCGUACUCUCUGGUGGAUCGAGAGGUGGGCUACUGCCAAGGCAGUGCAUUUAUCGUCGGUCUGCUGCUUAUGCAGAUGCCCGAGGAGGAGGCGUUUUGUGUUUUUGUGCGUCUGAUGCAGGAGUACCGCCUGAGGGAGCUGUUCAAACCCAGCAUGGCUGAGCUGGGCCUCUGCAUCUACCAGUUUGAGUAUCUGCUACAGGAGCAACUUCCAGAGCUGAACGUCCAUUUUCGAUCCCAGAGUUUCCACACAUCCAUGUAUGCCUCGUCUUGGUUCCUCACCCUUUUCCUUACCUUCCUCCCUCUGCCGGUCGCCACACGCAUCUUUGAUAUUUUCAUGUAUGAGGGCCUAGAGAUUAUCUUCCGUGUGGGCCUGGCCAUCCUGCAGUACAACCAGACUGACCUCAUUCAGCUGGACAUGGAGGGCAUGUCGCAGCAUUUCCAGAAGGUGAUCCCCCACCAGUUCGACAGCUGCCCAGACAAGCUGAUCCUCAGGGCCUACCAGGUCAAGUACAACCCCAAGAGGAUGAAGAAACUUGAGAAAGAAUAUACCACGAUCAAGAACAAAGAAAUGGAGGAACAAAUUGAGAUUAAGAGGUUACGCACAGAAAACCGUCUGCUGAAGCAGAGGAUUGAGACGCUGGAGAAGGAGAGUGCCGCUCUGGCAGACAGACUGAUACAGGGUCAGGUGACGAGGGCACAGGAAGCAGAGGAGAACUACGUGAUCAAGCGGGAGCUGGCAGUGGUGAGGCAGCAGUGCAACACGGCCACCGAGAGCCUGGAGAAAGCGCGGGACACCAUCAGAGAGCUGCAGCAGCAGAAGUACACAGAGCAGUUUGUGAGCAAUCUGCAGACCCAGCUGGAGCAGUCCAGGCUGCGUGAGGCCGAACUGCUGGGAGCGCUGAAGGAAAUGCAAGACAAGGUCCUCGACCUGGAGAAGAGGAGCACCUGCCUGCCUGAUGAGCACAACAUAGCGGCUCUGCAGGAGGAGGUGAAGCAGAUGAAGCUGAGGGAGCUGGAGACGCUGCGCUCAUUCAGGGAGAUGCAGGACACCGUCACUGAGCUCAACCAGCGCUGGCAGCAUCACAUGUCCCGGGGCAGCAGCACAGGUGGCGGGGGCGGCCACUGGAAGGAAUCGCCGAAGAAGAACGCCAUGAACGAGCUGCAGGACAAACUGAUGACGGUCAGACUGAGGGAGGCCCAGGCUCAGGCUGAGCUCCGAGAGGUCAAACUCAAAGCCCUGCAGCUGGAGAGCCAGAACCAGAUCCACAGCAAGCUUAUUGGUCGCAACGAUCAGGAGCGCUCCGCCUUGCAGGACCGGCUCCAGAUGCUGGCCAAUCAGAACAAAGCUCUCCAGGCUCAGCUCAACGAGAUGAAAAGGAAGCAGUCCGAGUCCGACUGCAAGAGUAAAGAAGAGGUGAUGGCGGUGCGACUGAGGGAAGCAGACAGUAUGGCCGCCAUGGCUGAACUCAGGCAGAAGAUCGCUGAUCUCGAGAUACAGAAGGAGGAAGGGCUGAUCCAGGGCCAGCUGAACCACUCAGACUCCAGACAGUACAUCAACCAGCUUCGGGACCAGAUAGCUGAGCUCAAGAACGAGGUCCGGCUGUUGCGAGGGCAGAAGGCGGCCCCCAGCUCCAGGGUUAGCAGUGGAGGCGUAAGCACCAACUACCAGGAUCUCUGUCUGCCCAGCCCCGCAUCCGCCGAGGGCGACUACCUGAGCUCGGACGAGGACCUCCUCCCCAGCCCGCUGCCUCCCAGCGCCCUGUACCCCAGCCUGUCCGGCACGUGUCACCCGUCGGCCCGCCUGGACAGCGAGGGCAGCACGGACAGCGAGGCAGAGGAGCGUGUUCUGACACAUCCGGACCCACAGCAACUGUACGGCAGCAUGGUGUGCGCUGAGGCGCUGGAUAACUGAGAGCUGGAGGGGGGUGUGAAGGUUUCAUUGGAUUUCUUUGAGCUCAAGAGACACUGGAGCUCUACAGGACGGGACUGUGACUGUAAACUGGGGCUGUAUUAUCCAAUCCAGUCCUCCUCCUCAGCUUUUCCAGUGUUUACCUUUAACUUGAUGCAGACAUAGUGGCAUUGAAUGGACCUCUUCUGAUCAUCACUACCCGUCGUUUCCUGUUACCAUCUCCACCAUCGUGUCCUCCACACUGUCUGAUCCUGUUUUCCCCUGAUAAAGAGGCAACAUGAAGCCUCUCUCCUUGUGUAACUGCGCCAGAAACCAUCCAAACACAAACAUAUAACACACAGACAAACAGUUUGGAGUGAAACUGGGCCAGCAAGGCUGUUGUUGCCUCUCGCUGCUCGAGAUCCACCACUGGACCUGAACCUGUGACUGUGACGAGGAGUGUAACACGGAUAGACAGACAGAAAACAAACUCUUUCCUCUCCCUAUAAACUGAGUAAUAGACACAAUGUAUGCUCUGUCUACCCUCUUAUGACUCUCCUUGCUGGUUGGUUCAGACAUCUUUAUCCUCUCUUUUCCCUUUUUAUGCUCUUAUUAGGAAGACACGCACACACAAAAAACUUCUAUCAGCUAUCAAUUUCCCUCUCAGUAGAACAAUGAAAAAGAAAAACAGGAAAGGUGGUGAGUGUGAGAAGGAGAGGUGCAGUGUAGGAAUACGUACCCAUCAAACUGUAGGGAUAUCACAAGAUGGCCUCCGUUCAUGAAUCAUUUACUAAAUAUGUGUGUUGUCUGUGUGUGUGUAUGCGGCUUGCAGAUGACAAGAAGCCAAGCGAGUUAAUACAACAGCUCAUAUCCAAACAUAUCCACCGUAACCCACGAAACAAGGAAGAAACUCAAUGUUGCCAAAUCGUUUGUUUUGUUUUUUAAAUUAUUUAUAUGUUGUAAUUUAUUUUCAUAUUUUUUUAAUAUUUUAUAAAUCUAUAUGAAACUAUUAGGAGUGUAGAGAUACCGACAGAGGCCAAACUUUCUACACCGUCCUUUGUGCCAACAAGUCGUCUGUUACAGGUUUACUGUGACGCUGUCAGAGUGUUUCAGAGACAGAAAAUGUGCUGCUAUGAUUUUGGAUUUAUUUUAUCCAUUUUUUUCAGUUUUUUUUUUUUCUUUGUUUUAUCUUUGUGAGGUGAACAUGCAACCUCCUGUUAACUCUGCCAUAGAUUAGGUUGACAACUACUGUACAGACUGAUUGAAUCUGAAAACUGAGCAGUUUAACUUGAUUCCUCCCUGCAGCUUCUCAGCGUGUAGCAAUGAUGGGAACAAUCUGGUUUUUCUUCAAAAACCAAGCAUGAUCAUUGUGUAGGUGUGAACUUAAGAAACAGUUUGACACUCUCGUUGCUGCUGAGAGUUAAAUGAGAAGAUCGACUACACUCUCCUAUCUGUCUGUUAAAUACGACACUACAACCAGGAGUUGGCUUAGUUUAGCUUGGCAUAGUGACUUAAUUUGCACAGUCAAGAAAAAGUUCAGCCCCUAAACUUGUUUCACCGCUUUUGGAAGGGACUCAAUAACUGAAUUGUGGCUACAAGUGGUAUGAUGGUGAAUGCUAAAACACAGUUUUACAGAGUUACAUUAGUCUAAGUAGAAUAAGUCAGUGAAUGGGCUCGGUAGUGUCAAUUUCAACUCCAAACACAAUGUAAUAUCUACCUAAGAUUUGGAGCAAGUGAGGCUGAAGCGGCUAGUAUAAACCAUUAAGUCCUACAGCCCUUAUAGUUACUGUAAAGGUCAGACUAGCUUGACAUAAGGAAAUAUGGUAACGCCAUUUCUGUUUAGCCUAAUGCUGCUUGUAAUCGUUUCUGGGCAUCAGGCGAUAUGACUUUGAGAAGCCGACAGCAAGGACUACAGGACUUUUCCCAUCGGGAUGCUAGAUGUCCUGUAUAUCCCAAUUAAACAACAGCAAAAGUUACUUCAGGGCAGCAGGUAGCCUUGCAGAGAUGACAUAAACAACGAAUCGUUAGCCUUGAUCCUUUCUGGCUAAUCAUAGUAACUUUAAAAUAUGUCAGCAACAAACCUAUCUGUCUUUUCCAAAUCUUAACGCCUCUGGAUGUAGCUACAGUAUACGGUUGCUAUAGCUAGUAAGCUUGCAAACAUUAGCUUACUGAAGAUGUGACUAUAUACAAUGUAAGUGUCCAUAAAGACUGUAGCAUGGCCAGUGUAUUGAGUCGCUUUUACAGGUCGCCUUGCGAGUAAGUGAGGAUAACAGGAAAUGGGGUUCUGCCACGUACUAAGUUUUCAACUGUUAUUGGAGCACAGAGUGAAAAAGGGAGGGACUUAGGAUCGGUCUAUUUAGCAAAAAGUGUAUUUUAUUGCAAUAAACGAGGCACAUGUUAAUAAGUUGGACAUUUCACCUCCGGAUGGAGCCAAGCUAGCAGUUCCCUACUGUUUCCAGUCUGUAUGCUAAGCUAAGUUUACCAUCUCCUUGCUGUGGCUUCAUAUUUAACAGGCAGACAUGAAAGUGCAUCUUGCAAAAUGUCAAACAAUUCCUUUAAAUGUCAGUGUCCCGUACAAGCCAAAAGAAAUCCAGGUAACAGUGCUGAUCUGGAAUCACCAGUUUAUGUGCUCAUAUCACUUCACGUCAGCUGAAACUGCAGCGUGUGGGCCAACGCACAGCGGAGGGCAGUCGUUCAUAUCGUAAGGAUGCCAACAGAGUGCGUGGGUGGAAACUAUUUUACAUAUCAAACAAUAAUAUAUUCUGUAGAGAGAGAAAAAAGGGUGUGACGUGUGGAGAGAUAUAAAGUAUACAGUGUAACAGGAACAAAAGUAUAUGGAUAAAAUUUAAAGCUGUAUCACUGUCAGUUACAUAAGAUGGUGAGUGUGUAUAGUUUUAUCAAACAGGGUGAUCUGCUUUUUGCACUACAGAGGAAAAGGAAGUCUCUGCUCAUUGCAUUAAGCAGUGAGAGACGUGGGUGAAUGGAUUUAAUGGUGGGAUCAUUUCUUAUUAUAUUCAGCUCCUCAGAGGGACCUUGACGUAAUCUAAGUACUUUGCUCCAAGAUUAUCCAUCCCAACUUUGUAUUGUGCUUUAUUAUUCUUUGGACUGUUGUCGAAGGAUUUUCUCUAAAUUCUCGCUCAAGGCCCUCUUUUACUGCUAACAUUUUCGUGCAAUACAAAUGAAGGGAUGGUAAAGGAGACAAAUGUUGCCAUCUUCUAAAGAAUAAGGGAAAUUGGAUCUUCCCAUAAUGGCCAUCAAAGAGAUAAAGAGGAUGUUGGUUUGCCCACCAUACUGUUGAAAUUAACAGCCUUUUAGUGGUCAGCUGAGGAUGUAGCAACUGAAAUCUCUACACUGGAAUCAGAGUUUGGAUAUCGUCAGACCAAAUGAGUGUUGUACAAAUGGUUUUAGUUGAGUUCCUGUUGAUUCUAAGUAUGUACAGACUGAGAUUUAAGCCCUAAGAAUUAUUUUCUUUGGGUCACAAUUGGCUGAAUUUCUUACUUGAAGUUAUAAUCCUUAAGAUCAAUCCUCAUUUUUCAUCAUAUUUACCCGACAGCCACAUGUACUGAUACUUAAGUUAGUACAUGUGUUCAUGAAAUGCACAAAAGGCAACAUUUGAUCAUGAGUCAGACGACAUUGUUGGUUGGUCUUCUUUAAAGGAGCUGUAAACAACAUUCAGAGCAAAUCUGUUGUUCAGAGUCUGAGUUUAGAUUGCCUCUACAUGGCUCUCGUUCUCAUUCCUAACUCGACACAUACAGGCGAUCGGUCAGGACCCAAUGGCGACACUUUUUAAGGCACUUGGUAGGCCUGUGAGACUUAUAUGAGAGUUCAAUACACAAGGAAGAAGCAUGACUUUAUUAUUUGGUUAAGAAGCCAUUACUCCACUAUAUCUUUACAUAGCAAAUAUUUGUUUUUUUCUGAAUGUCGUGUACAGCACUUUGUACAUGCCAUAUACUCUGCCAGAAUUAAUUGAAAAAAGGGCAAAAACCCCUUCCCACUGCACGCCCUGACCUCAGAUUAGGUGGGAGGUUGUUUCCGAAAACUCUCUGAAGCUCUUAUGCUGUGAUUGGCCAGCUGUACGCAUGUGAGAAAGUAAAACUGGACUAUUUCAGUCAUUUUUGAUGUGUACACAAUUUAAAAAUAGCGUCUCCUGAUCUUUACGUCGCACAGACUUUCAACUCGACUCGAAGUGUGGCUUUACCUUAAAAUAAGGCCCUAAUCGGACAGAGCACUUUUUACAGGUUGCAAGACGUGCAAAAAGCUUUUUUUUUGUUGAAGCCUAACUUUUUAAAAAAGCGGCAUGCUCUAAGCAACAACAGUAUCACCCACCUCUCAAUGUAUCCAAGUGGACAGUGGUAAAACACAAGGAGGUUGGUCACUUUUCUGCUCUGAGUUGAAGUAUUUUCAACUCAUGGCAUUCAGGAUGCUCCUGUGACAACAAGUGGUGCACAGCAACGCCAAUGUAGAGAGAAAAAAGGGUUCACUCUCAUUGAAAACAUAUAAAAAUCGUCCCCAGACUGCUGAAAAUCGCUACGUUUUGUUCUUCUGCUGCACUUCUGAUGGAGAAACCACUCAAGAGAUGGUUCAAACUGAUCUCUAGGAGCAUGUUAUUAAACCACCAACAACCACAGGCGUUGCCAGAUCCUCAACGACAGAAAGUUUUAAGGAUUAUAACUUUCAUAUUUAGGUAUCGAUUUCAGUCAAACAUUUAAAAUGCAUAAAGUCGUUUAGGUCUGAGUCAGUUUCCUUUCCAAAUUAAACCAUAAUCCAGACUGAGAUCAGUGUUCAGUGUCCUUCAACACGCGACAACACAUCUGUACACUGCUGUUCAGAGAUGGUGCUCUGUUCUCACCACUGUCUAAAUACAACUCUAUCUACUGUGAUGAAUAUUUUGAUAUGUUUGUAAAUUACUUUUGAAUAUGGUAUUAGCUGUCAUCCUUAGUAUUAUUUUUAUAAUUCCCAUCAGUACUUUGGUUUCUCCUGCUAACAGCGUCAUGUGAGACGAUAACGAUUAAAUAUCAUAAUGUGCCAUAAAGGUAGGUAGAUUUACACACUAUGCUAAAUGACUUCAUGUAUGUUUAACGAGGGUUUCAUCGAAGUCAGUCACUACAGCCCUUCAUUAAACAGCCAUGUAAUAUAAAGUAAAUUAUGUGCGGACUGAAAUAUGGUCACACUGUGUUGCUCUAGAUUUUAUUAUCUUGAAACUGGAACAUCCACAAUUAUCCCUGAUUUAAAGCAGGAAAUAACACAAUGUAGUGCAAAAGAGUGUGUUACGUGUGAGUUCUUCCUCACAGACAGGAAAUGUAAAACAGGCCGUGUUCAUCCUGGUUAGUUUGGUGUUAGGAUCUCUCAGAUUUUAUGUGCUGUAUGUGACGGCUGUUUGAUAUCCAUGGCAUCAUACCCAGGAACCCUGUCCACCCUCUCUCUUUCUGUCUUGCAAUUCAACCGAUGUUGUUAUGAAAUAUAUUAAAUGACGGUAAAGAUUAUAUAAAUUACAGUAUGAUGGGGAAAUAAUACAUUUCAGUGUUCUGUAUCCUAUGAAUGAUACAAAAUAAACUUUGACAUUGCACCUUU
Messenger RNA from Centropristis striata (black sea bass), 8621 nucleotides. It is a transcript of the gene evi5l, whose product is annotated as ecotropic viral integration site 5 like. The record is from RefSeq and is a predicted model, not a curated record. Bases 504 to 3074 code for a protein of 856 amino acids. NCBI's taxonomy places the organism in Eukaryota, Metazoa, Chordata, Actinopteri, Perciformes, Serranidae. The transcript is spliced from 20 exons.